CGAGAGCGAGACGGAAGUGCGUGGAGAGAGGAGAGAGUGGGAUCGGGUACCGAACAUGUCCACACCUGUCAGUGGGCGUCAGUGAGGCGGCAUAGUUCACACGAACUCGAGAGUCCGAGGAGUGCGGACCCGGGCGUGGAAAUAAGGAAUUGUGAAAAUCGGAGCAGCGAAUUGCCGAGGAAAAGGAAUUGCAUAAAAGGCGCUGGCUGGAUCUCCAGGCCGCUUGUCUGUUUGUAUGCUGCUGCAGAAGAAGGAGGAGGAGCAGGAGAAGGAGGAGGAGGAGGAGGAGCAGCGAGGGCGAACCAUCACGGCGAUGGUUCAGAGUUGCUCCUCGCACUGUUGUCACCUUUCGCCCAUUCUUUGUCCGUGAGGCAUUUCCAGGCGCGUCCGCAGGCAGGAUACGCGAGCGAAAGCGCCCAAUUUCGGUGCGCGCUCGCCAGGCCCCUCAUCAUUUGCCACUUCUUGGCAGCAAUCUGAGGAUUGUUAUCCUAUCGCGCGCAGAUCAGUAUCCUUGGCGCAGCGCUAGGCAGGGCAGCAGGCUGGGCAGCGGAAUGAGGACGCCGGAUGGGCGCCCGCGCCUCCUCCUAGGAUUAUUUUUAUGAGCUGGUUCGACUAUACAAUUGCCCGCGGAUCGACGGAGGGGAUAAUGUAUUUUGCUGUUCGACCAUUGUCGCCCACACCUGGCGAGAUGCAGUCGCCCUGCGCGCAGGUGGCCUGUUUUGGAGCCUCCCUUUCUCGCCUUUGAUGCCCGCCGAGUGCUCCGUCCCGUGCAUCGAGCUGGUGUGUGCGCCGGUAGACAGCGUGAUGGACUUGCAGACUCAAGUGGCGCAGGCAGUGCAGGUGCUGAAUCAUGACCUGCAGUCAUGCAAUCGAGUUGCCGCCAAUCAAUGGCUGGUGCACUUCCAGCACACGGAUGCCGCGUGGGAAGUUGCCACCAAAAUUUUGGCCUUAGAUUCGAUCCACACACAUGAUUACGAGGUCGAACUCUUCGCAUCACAGGUUCUGAAGCGCAAGAUCCAAAGCGAUGCGGGGAGUUUGAAGCCAGAAGACAGAAGUGCCCUUCAAAAUGCACUACUCAUGUCAGCCAAGAAGUUUAGCACAGGUCCAUCACAGUUGUUGAGGCAGAUAUGCUUGGCAUUGUCUGCCCUAGUUUUGCGAGCUGUUGAGUGGCGCAAGCCAGUAGAACAACUUUUUGCCAGUCUAUCAGAGCUACAAGGUCAAGGGACUGGAAGCAAUGCCAUCUUGGAAUUGUUGACGGUUUUACCUGAAGAGGUGAUGGAAGAUCAGCUCGUGAAUUGCAGUGUCGAUCCCAAUAGGAGGUGGCAGUUUACCAGAGAACUUUUGUCACACACCGGCGCAGUUUUGGAAUUUCUUCUGCAGCACACCAAAAAUGAUUCCAUGGAGAAUUCACAGCUGCAUGACAAGCAAAGAAAAGUAUUGCGGUGCUUGCUGAGUUGGGUGAGCGUGGGCUGUUUCUUAGAAGUUCCACAAAGUAGUAUACCUACACAUCCUCUUCUAAAUUUCGUCUACAACUCACUUCAGGAUGCAAGCACUUUCGAUCUAGCCGUGGAGGUUCUGACAGAACUUGUUAGUCGACAUGAGACCUUACCACAAGUCUUGCUACCCCGAAUGCUUUCAGUCAAAGAAGCUCUUCUGAUGCCAGCGUUAGCCACGGGUAACGAGAACAUUGUGAAUGGUCUUGUAAGCUUGAUGGCAGAGCUGGGGCAGGCGGCACCUGCUUUGAUUGCCCAGGCCAGCACGGAUGCACUGGCCUUGGCAGAUGCACUCCUGAGAUGUGUCGCUUUUCCGUGUCCAGAUUGGGAGAUAGCUGAGUCUACACUUCAAUUUUGGUGUACCCUUGCAGAAUAUUUGCUUGCAAUGGGUGAAACUCAUGGGGAGCUCCAGAAACAAAGAGCGCUCGCAACUUUCAUUCCUGUCUAUUCAGCCUUGCUAGAUGCCUUGGUAAUGCGUUCUCAGGUUGGAAGUGGGGAGUAUGUGGAGGAUGAUUUGGAUGGUAACACGGGUCUUCCAGAUGGUCUAGCCCAUUUCCGAGUGAGCCUUGAUGAACCUCUUGCCGAUAUUUGUCGCUUGCUGGGACCUUCUCAGUAUUUCGCAAAGUUACUUCAUGGGGCCGAUACAUGGUGUUCGUUCGAUUCCAUCGUUCCUUGGCAAGUGGUAGAAGCUCGACUUUUUGCGCUCAACAUGGUGUCAGAUGUUGUUCUGCAAGGGGGCCAAUUAUUAGAUCUUACUCCUGUCAUGCAUCUGCUAGUGUACAUGCAGUCUGGUAAUUGUGCUAUCGAUCCAAUUUUGAUGAAUCUGAUACAUAAGUCGGGGGCGCAAGUUGUCGGUUCUUACUCCGGGUGGAUAUGCAGCUACCCGAACGCAAUAUUACCAUUACUGUCAUUUUUGGCAGCUGGACUUCCGAUACCGGUAGCUGCUAGCGCCUGUGCCACAGCUCUGAGAAAAAUGUGUGAGGACGUGUCAAGUAUCGCAACUGAACCAACAACUUUUGAAGGUCUUAUUCGAGUCGGAGAGGAAUUGUACAACGUUCAUCUGUCACUCCAAGAGGAAGAGGAUGUCGUUUGCGCGAUUGGUUGCGUUUUAUCCACAUUAACGAGCAGUGCUGAGCUGAACAAGGCACUCGAAAGGCUAUUGAAGCCCAGUCACGAAGCAAUAACUGCUCUCCUGAAGACGGAUAGUGAAGGGUCUUUGAAGCUUCAUUCAGCAAGCUAUGCAGCUGCUUUAGAAGCUGGUAUUAGAGCUUUACAUAGGUUGGGUAUAUACUUUAGUCAAUUAUCGUCAUCAAGUGUCGACAAUUUCAAUGGAGAGGAGCCCAUGCUUAGAAUUUUGGCUCAUUUUUGGCCUUUGUUAGAGCGGCUCUUGUUAUCCCGACAUACCGAAGAUGGUGGUUUGGCAUUGGCAGCUUGCAAAACACUGUCACACGCAAUACAAGCUUCAGGGCGGAAGUUUUCGACCUUAUUGCCGAACAUUAUGACUGCAUUGUCUUCAAACUUCAUAGCCUACCAGUCGCAUGUUUGUUUCAUAAGAACAGCUGCUGUCGCAGUGGAAGAGUUCGGACAUGAAAGCGAUCAUGGCUCCCUGUUCAUCGAAACAUUGAGGGUUUUCACAGCCUCGGACGCUAUGUCACAAAUGAACAGUUCUUACGCAUGUGACCAAGAGCCUGAACUUGCUGAGGCUUAUAUGAAUUUUACAUCUUCAUUUGUUCGAUGUUGCCCUCGAGAGGUUGUGGCGGCUUCAGAUGAGCUUUUAGAGGCAUCAUUUGAUAAGGCCGCUAUUUGCUGUACGGCUAUGCAUCGGGGAGCAGCAAUAGCUGCAAUGUCCUACAUGUCUUGCUUCCUAGGGGCUGGUUUAUCAUCCUUAAUGGAUCCAGGGUCGGACAAAUCUAAGCUUUCUUUGGCUACAGUGACUGCGAAGAUUUGCUAUCAGAGCGGGGAGAAUGUUAUCUCUGGCAUCUUGUAUGCUUUACUAGGUGUUUCAGCCAUGGCGCGGGUACACAAGGCAACUACAAUUCUUCAGCAGCUUGCAGCGUUUUGUUACAUUGGCGGAGGGGAUGAGAAGCUGGCUUUGAAUUGGAGCUCUCUGCAAAGCUGGCUGGUGGCUGCGGUCCAAGCGUUGCCUCCUGAAUAUUUGAAGCAAGGAGAGAUUGAAACUUUGAUCGCUACAUGGUUGAGUGCUUUAGAGGCCGCUGCAUCAGAUUAUUACAAAAGUCGAGGAGCUUGUAAUGGAGGAAGAACGGGAGCAGCUGGUUACAUGCAAGGUGAUGGCGGAAGAACAUUAAAGCGAGUACUACGUGAAUUUGCCGAUGCUCACCGUUAUACUACGCCCGGUUUUGGAACGACAUAAGUUGGAGACAUUGCAUAAUGUAUUAUUUUUCGUCUCUGAGGCUGAAAGUCAUCGGACUGGAAAGAAGGUAGUGAGUCAGCCAGCCAAAGAGUGUACUGAUCGAGGCUCUCAAGUCAUCUGCAUGUUAGAAUUUUGGUCCCUUCUGUCUUUGAAUCCGUUAUUGGUAUUGGUUGUGGAACAAAGACAUGUGACUCAGCAGAUGAUGAAAUGGGUUGUUCUUCCUGACAAGCUUGAUUUGAUCAAAGGACAUCAUCGCCAAGAGGUAAACAGUGAGAAAUUCAUUAAACUGUACCUCUUGAAAGUUGUCCUCUCGCGAGUGUAGGGUAAAGUAAUCUGUAUCAUACAGAUCUCGCUCCGUAGGCAUAGAAGCAAUUGCAACAUGAAAUGUACCAAAUGUUCCUGAAACAGCAGAAGAAAGUUGUCCAGUCGUCCAUCCUGUACUGUGCUCUAACUUGCGAUGUAGCCUUUUACUUCCCAGUUUUUUCACUAGCUGGGGACAUAGAAUUACGAUCAAUUUUCCUUAUAUUCAAGGUUUCUAGAUAGUACCAUUACGAUGGUGAAAUCUAGCAGAUUGGCCAUCUACCAUCUAGCAGAUUGGCGUAUUGCCAAUCUGCUAUAAUGCACUGUCCAAUCCUACUGUUAAAAUCUGGGUACCAUGUUCAGCCUGUUAUGAGGAAGGACGAAUAGAUCCACUUUGAACCUUCUUAGAGUUUGGAAUCAACCCAUCAAACUUAUUCCCUGUUAUACCUUCCAUGUCCAGUAAUCAGAGUUGUCUUAGGGAGAUCUUUUUGGUUAUAUAAUAAAGAACUUUCUGUCGAUUCUGAUAAGCUAGGUUUUUGCUUAGAAAUCUCCUCCCGUCUAUGAGCAUUCGACUCCACAUCUGCUUCGAGCUUGC
This is a messenger RNA of Marchantia polymorpha subsp. ruderalis, 4759 nucleotides long. Lineage: Eukaryota; Viridiplantae; Streptophyta; Marchantiopsida; Marchantiales; Marchantiaceae. The record is from the annotation of a GenBank genome assembly.